UUCUGUUUUUUAUUUAUUUAUUUAUUUUUCUUUAUUUCUUAAUUUUUUGUUUUGAUAUAGACAAUGCCCCUUACACAUACAGCGAAAACACUUGCAUCACGACGACCAAAGGGUCAACAAAGUUUAUUUGGCUUGUUUGAAUACAAAAUUUCAUCAGUAGAAGUCCGCACGMAACUAAAUACUCUCUGAAUUAAGUGUUUAGUUUUAUAAGCGUUGUUUUUUUUUUAUAAUUUAUAGUCGAAGAUCACAGGGAAAAAAUCCAUUAAGCGAAAUUGAAAACAUGUAUGCUGUGAUAGAAAGGUUUUCGCCGGCAGUAUCAAUGAAUCUAUAGUUUCCAUAGAUACAAGAUUGAACUCGACAGCAACUUUUUUUGUGUGUAGAGAAACUAGCUAGGGAAUGCAAAUAUUUUGCAUGAUGUGUCUUCCCUCUGCAGGCAAACAACUUUCUUUGGAUUGGAAAACAGCGGCUAACAUACUUAAUAUAUAUGAAAGCUAUAAAGAAAAAAAAGUUAAUUUGAGAACUGUCACAAUUUUGAUUUAYGUGUUAAAGAUUGUAGGUCCUUUCGUGAACAUUGCCUUAAAAUAGAUUCAGCAAGGAACUGUUGCCAUAGUAAUURAUAACUAUCCUUCAACUCUUUAAGAUUGUAUCCUUUUCUCAAAAUAGAAUAAAUGGAAGAGAUUUUUUUGUUUGAAUUGAUGUGUAGCUUGUCCGUAUCAGUCCUCGACAUUUGUUGUUGAGAUCUGUCCACAUUCAUAUACACGUACUAAGCCUAAUCUUUAACGGUCGCAGCUGUUUCUUGUUCAGCGCAAGUUAAGAAUAUUGACCAAUGCUGCAAGAUUGAAUCAAAUAACUUUGGAUACCUGUUUUCCAAAGAACUUCCAGUUUUUAAARACAACCUUAURGCCCAAASAGCCSAUUUUGUUAUUUGAUGUUGYUUUUUAGUCCAGAUAUUAUCUGGUACAUGGUACAAUGCAUGGAUUACCUGGAUUAACACCAUUCCUGUUGUUUCACGUCGUUAAGUGCUCAUUAUAAUACCAUAAUUGUAUAUAGGGUGUCUUUUAAAUCACUGUAAUUAAAAAAAAUGAAUCUUACGUGUAUUUGAUCAAAMGAAAUCUAACGUAAGGCACGAUAUGGUCCACUACUGGUAUAAGACACUUUUUUCUUCUGGGCGAAAUUCACGGGAUUUUUGCAUUCAAUAUCUUACUGGUAUUGUGCAGUUAGUCUUAGAAAACUUUAAAGUUACGGAAACAAUGCCUUCCUUUGAAUACUAACCACCUCAUUGACCAUCUCAGGUUUCUMUUAUUUUUCAAAACCUUCAGUCAUUCGCUUGCCAAAUAACAAAAUAGCUUUAUAAGAUAAAGUCAUUUUUCUCCAAAUCUCGAAAGGCUUCGCAAUUAUAUAGAUCUAGAGAACACUUAUAUUUUUAUGGUUGAAUAGAGUCAAUUAAAGCCUCUUUAAAAGCUUACAUCAGACAAAGCCAUAGUUUAAAUUUCUUAUCGCAUUGAUGUUAUUUUCUCACGAUGGUAGAUUAAUACAAAUCAUUGACAGAGAUUGCUUUGGCAGUGUGAACUGUCUAAGGAAGAGAGAUGAAGAGAGCUCGUCAACUCCUGGUGUUUGUUGCUUUUCUUUUAGCUUCAGGUUACUUGAACGCUUCACCUAGUAACAGAGAUCCUCCGCCAUCUGUUAAGGAUGAUCAAGGUCAAGAUGAAAUAAUAAUUGAUGAAAUGAGAAUGAAACAAAGUCAGUUCCACAAGGACUCAAAAACCCGCCAGAAGCGUAUGGCUUGGAGCACCGAUUACAUAUGGCCAAAAAGUGGAUCCACCGUUACAAUCCCAUAUACCACUAGCGGUGUCAAUGAUGAUGUUAUAAAAAGAGCAGCGGAGGUCUUUAAAAGCAAGACAUGCAUUCGAWUGGUCGAAAGAGGCUCAGAAAGAAAUUAUCUUGCGUUCCAGAGUGGAAGCGCAUGUAUAACUGACAUUGGAUAUCGGGCUUCUGGAGCUCAGGCUGUUAAGUUAAGGAGAAGCUGCGCUAAGAGCAAAGGAAAGGUAAUGCACGAGAUAAUGCACAGCCUUGGUUUUAUGCACGAACAAUGUCGUCCAGACAGGAACAGCUAUAUCACCAUCCAUAGCAGCAACAUCCAGUCAGGUGCUGAGAGCGAGUUUGCCAUACAAGCGGAAUAUAUUGACCAAGGCAUUCCUUACGACUGCGAAUCUAUMCUGCAUUAUAGAGGUAACGCAUUCUCCAAGAACGGACAGGAUACAAUCACCUCUACGUACUGCUCUACUCUGGGAAACGAUGAUAAAAGGUUAUCGCUGCUGGACUAUAAACGCAUCAAUAAAUUAUACGGAUGCGACGAUCCAACCUAUCGUUACUUCACGGUUAAAGUCACAACAGAUGACUCAUGGUUGUCUGGGACCGACUGCUACGUCUACAUGAAGCUUCAUGGCAGCCGAAAAACGUCGUCUGAGUUUGAACUCGAUCUAGACGAGUCGGGCUCUUCAGAUCUUUUUGAGAAGGGAACGUCCCACACUUUUAAGCAUAUGGUCUUCCGAGACGAUCUUGGGCCUGUCACUGGGAUCUCAAUCCGAAUGGUUGCACAUGGAUCAGGAAAAGCCUGGUGGCCAAAUCUGUUCGUCAUCACUGAUCCUGUCAAUAAUCAAGUGGUCAAGUUUGGCAAUACCAAAUGGUUGGAACCUCCCUCAACCUAUGGACCAUCAACCUUCCCCAGAAAAUAAGGGCGAAUGAGGCGUAAAGUGUUUGAUAUGCUCGUUACAGGAAAGGUUUUGCAAAACGUGUUUCCCUAAYCCUAACCCCAACCCUAACCCUAACCCUCCUACACAUGUAAUAGAAUGGGUUUUAUCGAUCAGAAAAUACAGUAGUAUUAUGUAACUAACAAACCAGAAAAACGUACUAAGAACUUUUCAAUCAAAUAACUUUAAUGUUUAAACUGAACAGACACAAACAGAACAGUAGAAAUGUGCCACAAGUUUUUAAAAACUUUAUUUCUGAUUUCCAAAACACUAUAUCUUUCAGAUUAGGAAUUUUUAAAAGAAUAAGUGACUGUCCAAUAUGGCCUUAUAAAGGAAAUACGAGCAUAUCUAACUAAAAGCCUCCAUACUAUCCAUUCUUUGUGACGUGCAGUUCUCAAAUGUUAAGCCGUUUAUUUCACGUCGAUGUUACCGAUGGAGUGUACCUAAAACCGUUUACUAUGUUCUUUGACCAUUGACCGUUUCUGUAUUGUGUAGUGAAUAAAGUCAGCUGGUACUGAUGGUACUGAUGA
This is a messenger RNA of Exaiptasia diaphana, 3280 nucleotides long. Its product is annotated as high choriolytic enzyme 1. Lineage: Eukaryota; Metazoa; Cnidaria; Anthozoa; Actiniaria; Aiptasiidae. Gene Ontology annotation, molecular function: zinc ion binding; metalloendopeptidase activity; protein binding. The record is from RefSeq and is a predicted model, not a curated record. The coding region runs from base 1587 to 2735 and encodes 382 amino acids. The transcript has 9 exons. Gene Ontology annotation, biological process: proteolysis.